This is a messenger RNA of Manihot esculenta (cassava), 2659 nucleotides long. RefSeq lists its product as uncharacterized. NCBI's taxonomy places the organism in Eukaryota, Viridiplantae, Streptophyta, Magnoliopsida, Malpighiales, Euphorbiaceae. The transcript has 11 exons. The record is from RefSeq and is a predicted model, not a curated record. Bases 260 to 2218 code for a protein of 652 amino acids.
UACGAGUCCGUUUUUGACCCGGACGAAAGCUUUCUUCUUUCUUUCUUCAAUGUCGUUGAAACUAUCGAAUUGAAAUUCCACUCACUGUUUUCCCAAUUUCACACUUGAAUUACUCUCCAAAUUCACACAGAAUUUGGAUUCCACGACAAAGCGAGAAAAACGAAGAGCUUCGAUUCUCUCUCCCUCUGCGCCUCUCUUGGUCUGCUCUCUUUGUGUGUGUGUGUGUCUGCCUGCCUCAUUGCAUUAGGGUUUUCGGGAAAUGAAAUCUCCGUUAGGUAAGCUUCGAGGAUUUAAGCUUCAUAAGAGCGAUGCUAAGGACAAAAGAGACCUUUUACCUUCCGCACAGUUGGAUGAGCUCGCUCAAGCUGCCCAGGACAUGCAAGACAUGAGAAAUUGCUACGAUAGCUUGCUUUCUGCAGCUGCUGCAACGGCAAACAGUGCAUACGAAUUCUCAGAGUCACUGCGGGAAAUGGGUUCUUGUCUACUGGAGAAAACUGCAUUACAUGAUGAAGAAAGCGGUGGAGUUUUGUUGAUGUUGGGGAAAGUGCAGUUUGAACUUCAAAAACUUGUUGAUAGAUAUCGGUCCCACAUAGUUUUGACAAUCACACAUCCAUCAGAGUCUCUUCUCAAUGAACUUCGGACAGUUGAGGAUAUGAAGCGACAAUGUGAUGAAAAAAGAAAUGUCUAUGAACACAUUGUGGCACAACAGAAAGAAAAAGGAAAAUCAAAGGGUGGGAAAGGUGAAAGCUUUACUUUGCAGCAACUGCAAACAGCUCAUGAUGAAUAUGAUGAAGAGGCAACCCUGUGUGUUUUCCGGUUGAAGUCUCUGAAACAAGGACAGUCUCGAAGUCUUCUAACACAGGCAGCUCGUCAUCAUGCAGCUCAGUUGAAUUUCUUCCGGAAGGGACUUAAAUCACUUGAGGCUGUUGAUCAACACUUAAAACUUGUCGCAGACCAACAACAUAUCGAUUAUCAGUUCUGUGGACUUGAAGAUGAUAGUAAGGAAUAUGGUGAAGGUGACGAGAAUAAUGGUGAUCCAAAUGGAGGCAGGGAACUGAGUUUCGACUACAGAGCAAAUAAGCAGGGGCAUGAUGUUGUUUCUGCUUCAAGGAAUUCAAUGGAGGUGGAUGAUGUUGACUUGUCAUUUCCUCAAGCUUCAAUGACGGGAAGUGCAGAGUUAAAUCCAGACAAAAACCAAGGGGGUUUCCCGAUCUCGCUUAGGGAACAUCGACCAGGAAGCCAUUCUGCACCAAUAUUUCCCGAAAGAAAACCUGAUCCAGGUGAAAAAAUAAGACAAAUGCAUUCAUCUGCAAGGAAGUCCUACACAUAUGUGCUGCCCACACCCAUUGAUGCUAAGGGUGCAAUCUCCUCGAGGACAAGUGGUUCAGCUGCGCAAACAAGGCCAAGUGACCGCGGUGGACGCACCCGUAAUUUGUGGCAUUCAUCCCCAUUGGAACAGAAGCAGCAUGAAAAAGAUCCUAUUGACAGUUCUCUGGCAGAAUUUACUGUCUUAAAACCAAGUUCAGCACACAAACAUAGCAACUGCAAUGCAUCCAUCCAGUUACCCCCUCCUUUAGUGGAAGGAACUUCACUUCCGCAGUUCGAUACAUGUAAUUCAUCUGAUAACAAGAAAAUUAAACGCCAAUCUUUCUCUGGGCCAAUAACUAGUAAGUCAUGGUCUAUGAAGCCUGCUUUAUCUGCCAGUGGUCCCAUCUCCUCUAACGAACUUCCCCAACAAGCUUCUGGUGUGUUUCCACGUGUAAUGAUUCCUCAGACUACAUCUCCAAAAGUAUCCCCAACUGCUUCACCACCCCUUGCAUCUUCGCCCAGAAUAAGUGAGCUUCAUGAGCUUCCUAGGCCACCAGUUAAUUUAGCCUCAAAACCAGCAAAAUCAUCUGCAUUAGUUGGUCACUCGGCUCCAUUGGUGAGGAAUCCUGAGCAUUCUGGAGCAAGCAAGGUGCCUUCUACAACAACAAAUUAUGCAUCACCUCUGCCAAUUCCGCCUUUGGUUGUCCCUAGGAGUUUCUCAAUACCCACCAGCGGUCAGAGAGCAACGACAGUGCAUGUUUCCAAGUCUAUGGAGUCUCUGCAUGUCCCAGAAAAGGCUGAAGAAGUUGACUCUCCACCACUGACACCUAUUUCCCUGGCAAACAUGAAACAAGCAUCUACCCUAUCUGAAUUGCUUCCUCAUUCUGGUCAAAUUAGAGGUGGGAGCUGAUAUCAUGCACGUUAGAUGAAUUCCUGAUUUUCUUUUCUCAAGACUGCCUUGCCUGAUGCAAUCUUUUUCUUCCUGGGGUCUCGUUCUUCUUCAAGCUGGGGCACUGUAAAUAGUAUGCUCUACGCAUUGUUUAGUUUCUCAUCCAAAAUUUUGUGCAUCGUGUGAUUGAUUUAGGAUGAGAACUACGCUCCACCACCACAUAAUUGUUCAUUAUUACAGGACCAUAUGUAUAUCUUCGAUUAAGAAAUUUUGUUUUUGGUUCCACUUCAUUAAAAAUCUUCUACCAUAAAUCACUAAUCGGGUAAGAAUUGUGUUUCUUACGCUGCUGUAGUCACUAGAAAUAAAAUGUCUGUUUCAUCACAUCUCAACCAGUCAUUGGCAGCUAUGUAAAGGUUUUGCAUCUCAUUUUAUAUUUUUGUUUCAUUUGCUACCUCAAAUUGC